Messenger RNA from Hypoxylon fragiforme, 714 nucleotides. RefSeq lists its product as uncharacterized. Bases 1 to 714 code for a protein of 237 amino acids. The transcript is spliced from 4 exons. The record is from RefSeq and is a predicted model, not a curated record. Lineage: Eukaryota; Fungi; Ascomycota; Sordariomycetes; Xylariales; Hypoxylaceae.
AUGCAUCCUCCUCUAUCUCCAAGUGAGUUCCCCGUCAAUGAUGAGUCGCCUGCGGGCUCGCGGUACAGCGGCCUGGGUACAUUCACCUCAAUCGUCGGCUCUACUGCCCUGGCAGCUACUAGUAGUAACACGAGCUCGUUAGUGGAAUCCAUUGGCAUUCCUUUAGUUGUUGUGUUGCCCCCCUUUACUCUCCUACCGAUAAGAGGACUACAAGUACUUCCUUACAACUUGGUCCCGAAUCGAGGUAUGCGUAUCCGGAUGCCAACUGGAGAUUCGGUGAAUAUACCGAAGCACCAAUAUACGGCGACGGGUUUAAAGCUACCGGUACAACUUACCGGGCCCUGCUCCCCUUCCCCGUCCCCGAAGUUUCGACGGCCCGGGAGUCAGCCUCAGUCAGGCCAAUCUAAUGGCUUUCGAGGUCUCGGUAAUUCAUCAAAUGAGGGCAUAUACGCAACCAUCUAUAUGAUAAACUUCAACGGAUAUAAGCGUAGAGCGCGCGUGUCAAAUUACCAAGACGAGACAGAGCCGGCUUUAUCAUGGAACAGAGCCGAUCCUUGUCGACAUGAUACCGAACCUAUCCGACGACAACUAGUUCAGACCAUACCUCGGCCAAGGCACGAAGAAAGGGACAUCAUGGCACUCGACAAGAUGUUACAAUGGUCACCCUUGCAUUUCAACGACACAGAUGACGAAGAGUGUCUGAAAAUAUAUUGA